AUGCAUUUUGUUUGUUUAUAUAUAUCUCUGCCUGCUUCAGGUCUCUUUGAUGAGAAAGGAAAGCUUCUAGGAUCUGCUAGUAGCCCGAUACAAAUAUGGAAAGAAGGUGACUGUAUUGAGCAAUCUUCAACGGACAUCUGGCAUGCAAUCUGUUCAGCUGUGAAGUCAGCAUGCUCUCUUGCAAAAGUUGAAGGGGAAGAAGUGACGGGCAUUGGAUUUGCAGCUACUUGUUCGCUUGUGGCAGUGGAUGCCGAUGGCUCACCAGUUACAGUUUCUUGGAGUGGCGAUUCAAGAAGAAAUAUUAUAGUUUGGAUGGACCAUAGAGCUGUGAAGCAAGCUGAGAAGAUUAACUCUCGUAACUCACCAGUGUUGCAAUACUGUGGUGGAUCUGUUUCGCCUGAGAUGCAGCCACCAAAGCUUUUGUGGGUGAAAGAAAAUUUGCAAGAGUCUUGGUCAAUGGUAUUUAGGUGGAUGGACUUGAGCGAUUGGUUGUCAUACAGGUCCAUCGAUUCUGUUGAGACGAUUUCAGAAUAA
Messenger RNA from Theobroma umbraticum, 534 nucleotides. RefSeq lists its product as uncharacterized. Gene Ontology annotation, molecular function: D-ribulokinase activity. The record is from RefSeq and is a predicted model, not a curated record. Gene Ontology annotation, cellular component: cytoplasm. Gene Ontology annotation, biological process: pentose metabolic process; carbohydrate phosphorylation. NCBI's taxonomy places the organism in Eukaryota, Viridiplantae, Streptophyta, Magnoliopsida, Malvales, Malvaceae.